AAACACUCCACAACAAAGUGAUUUCAUUAGAGAAAAGAUGGUAUUAUUUUGCGUCCCAGGUGCAUGGUAUGCUCUUCUCUGUCGGGAACAGCAACUUCACUAAUUUCAAGUCGAAAGGUGUAACGUUUAUUCAUGGGGCGACAGAUCUAAAGCGGCACUGGUGGAAUACUAGCUACCUGGGCUCAGAUGUACCUCAAGCUCCUAAAGGACAUUUUACAAAUACAAACAUAUUUUAUUUGUUUCAUCUCUCUCCCGUACAAAUGAAUUCAAGAUGGCAGACAUGUUAUCACCUGGAUUUGAGAUAUUAGUCAUGUUAUUGCAUAUUGUCUCUUCUCGCAAGCAACACACUCUACACCUUACUGAGGCUGGUUCAUAUAACUGAUCAUACCCGUGAGACUAAGUUUCUGCCAAUUCUUUUCAUGCUGUUGAAAACAAUGCUCAAUCAAAAUCACCUACUUCUUUUGCUGGGUCUGGCUGUUUUUUUUAUCAGUGAUAUUUCAAUGACAACAAGUGCAGUUUCCACAUCUACAACGGAUGGGACACCUAUAUCAACAGGUGCUGCUCAAAUAGAUCCCACAUGUCCGGGCGGUGUUGGCCAUCUUGGAACAAACUACACUAUUGUAGGUGACAGAAGCAACUAUACAGGCUUUGUAUGGGUUCGACCAAAUGAUGGCCGUAAUGUCGUCAUCUGCAACCCCAGCUGCAGCCCUGUGGAAGGAUAUAAAGCAACCAACGAUACACCUUCUGCACUCACCAUCGAAAGUGUUGAGAAGAUAGAUGCAGGGACUUGGAGCAUAGCGGUCGCAAAGGACACGGAUGUUUUUGUGGACGUGUGUAAGCUGACAGUAGCAAAAACUCCCGAAUGUAUCGUUAGCAGUGAUGGGGACACUGACGCACUUGACCUUGACACGACCCUGCUACUCACAGUGAAUGUGACCGACUACUAUUGUUCAGAAGAAGCUGGCUUAAGCGUUAUUACUGGUUCUGUCUUGGAGACGCUGAAGAUAAACCAAAACGUCAGUGAUGUCACUUCCGACGUUGUUAACAAAACCGUCACUAUUAACCUUUCAAGCCUUGGUGUCGUCAGAGUGAGGUUUACGUGUGACGCCACUAGUUAUGAUCUGAGCUGUCGUGGAGUUCAAAGGUUGUUAAAAAAUGAGGAGUAAGUGAUAUCAUUCAUCUACUGCAACCAGGUCAAACCACAGUGCAACAUCAGCAGCGAUACAGACACCAACGCUCUUGAACUUGGUACAAACCUCACCCUGACAAUGGACCUCAGAGGGUACUACUGUUCUCAACAAGCUGGGUUUGAUCUCAGAACUGGCAGCGUCACAGACGUCUUGUUACAAAACCAGACAACGAACAACAUCACAGACACUGUCCAGCACCACUCCUUCAACGUCACAUCUGACCGCUUUGGAGGUGUCAGUGUCACAUUCAGAUGUGACAACAGCAACAUAAUGCUUACUUGCGGUGGAGUUUCCAAACUAACAGCUGCUACAACAACAACAACAAACCCCGGGUCGACAGAAACAAGUACCAACAAUUCUAACGGCAGCAUGCAAACAAGCUCACCAUCGUCAUCGCCAUCGCCAUCGCCAUCGCCAUCGCCAUCGCCAUCUGAGGGGUCGACAACACCCAAAAGUACCACUUCUACUACUGAAUCAUCGCCAACAGACCUCGUCCUGGGACUUGCUAUAGGACUACCAGUAUUCGUUUGUGUUGUCGCACUUAUUGUUAUUGCAUGCAUUUACCAAAGGGAACGUCUGAAAAAAAUUGGACAGUACAUCUUAUCGGGAAGCCGUCGUUCUCAUUAUGCAAAUAAUGGAUGUCAAGAAUUUACUUUGUCAAAAAGAGACCCGGAACAAUAUAAACUUGACUGACUGUUGUCCUGAGCUGCCAACUGUCUCCAUACUGGUGCCUUCCACAUUAACUGAAAUGACUUUCAUAAGCAUAUUUCUCAGUCUCAUGCACAGGUUAUAUAUAUGCAACACAAAUAUUUGUUUUUUUUUAAAUCUUCUUGCCGAACAAGCCCAAUGUAUUGCCUAGGCAAACUCUACCGAUUCCCGAGGAUAUAAGGUUAUACUGGUAGGAUGUAGGAAUAAGCCAAUAAGCACAUUGAACGAUACAUAUGACACUUAUCUAAACGAACCUCGCACCAAAACAGAAAUUUCCUUGAAUAAGUAAGAUAUUAAAAUUAGCUAAAGAAUGGUAACACGGGUUUUUUAAAACAUUUUUUUUCUAGGUGUAACAGAAGUAUAAAUGGACCGGGCCUGAAGUAAACAAAUCUGUUUCGAUACAGAAAAAAAUCAUUUACAUAUUUGUGCAUACUAUAAUUCACUAACAUGAAUAAUGCAUGAAAUAUUUGGAAAUCAUUGAAAUUCGUGCAACUGUUUCCUUUUACAACAAGGACAGCUUGCGUAAUCUUCUAGCGUAAGAU
Messenger RNA from Haliotis rubra (blacklip abalone), 2440 nucleotides. RefSeq lists its product as uncharacterized. The record is from RefSeq and is a predicted model, not a curated record. Bases 420 to 1166 code for a protein of 248 amino acids. Lineage: Eukaryota; Metazoa; Mollusca; Gastropoda; Lepetellida; Haliotidae. The transcript has 8 exons.